Elephantulus edwardii (Cape elephant shrew) is the source of this 2052-nucleotide messenger RNA. Its product is annotated as calcium/calmodulin-dependent protein kinase type II subunit delta-like. Gene Ontology annotation, cellular component: cytoplasm; neuron projection. Gene Ontology annotation, molecular function: calcium/calmodulin-dependent protein kinase activity; calmodulin binding; ATP binding. Bases 382 to 1818 code for a protein of 478 amino acids. NCBI's taxonomy places the organism in Eukaryota, Metazoa, Chordata, Mammalia, Macroscelidea, Macroscelididae. The transcript is spliced from 18 exons. The record is from RefSeq and is a predicted model, not a curated record. Gene Ontology annotation, biological process: protein phosphorylation.
GAACGUUUCGCAGCUGCUCGCCUCUCCCGGUGCCCGGCUCUUUUUCCAUUUUCCGGGCUCCUCUUCUUGAGUACUUUGACUUCAUCUGGGGCGAGGGUCUGGAAAGGGGUCUGGUGGACCUUAGAGAGAAGAAGGAAGUGAAGCACCGAGGGGGAUAGGAUCAACUGACUGCGGGGAGGAGACCCCCACGCCACCGUUUCUGGGCAUCUCCGCUCCCGCCCCGCCCCUGCGCACACUCCUUGCCGGGCGAGCUACUUUCCGACGAGAAAAGUGAGGGCGGCCCUAGGUGACAGCUCGGCGGCGGGGCCAGUCCCGGGAAAGCAGCACAUCUGCUCGAGUCUCCUCCACCACCUUCCAGCCAGAGGCACUGCCUGGACCGAGAUGGCUUCGACCACAACCUGCACCAGGUUCACGGACGAGUAUCAGCUUUUCGAGGAGCUCGGAAAAGGGGCGUUCUCAGUGGUGAGAAGAUGUAUGAAAAUCCCUUCUGGACAAGAAUAUGCUGCCAAAAUUAUCAACACCAAAAAGCUCUCUGCGAGGGAUCACCAGAAAUUGGAAAGAGAAGCUAGAAUCUGCCGUCUUUUGAAGCACCCAAAUAUUGUGCGGCUUCAUGACAGUAUAUCAGAAGAGGGCUUCCAUUACUUGGUGUUUGAUUUAGUCACUGGAGGUGAACUGUUUGAAGAUAUAGUGGCAAGGGAGUAUUACAGUGAAGCUGAUGCCAGUCAUUGUAUACAGCAGAUUCUAGAAAGUGUAAAUCAUUGUCACCUAAAUGGCAUAGUUCACAGGGACCUGAAGCCUGAGAAUUUGCUUUUAGCUAGCAAAUCCAAAGGAGCAGCUGUGAAGUUGGCAGACUUUGGCUUAGCCAUAGAAGUUCAAGGAGACCAGCAGGCAUGGUUUGGUUUUGCUGGCACGCCUGGCUACCUUUCUCCAGAAGUUUUACGUAAAGAUCCGUAUGGAAAGCCAGUGGAUAUGUGGGCAUGUGGUGUCAUUCUCUAUAUUCUUCUGGUGGGAUAUCCACCCUUUUGGGAUGAAGACCAACACAGACUCUAUCAGCAGAUCAAGGCCGGAGCUUAUGAUUUUCCGUCACCAGAGUGGGACACAGUAACUCCCGAAGCCAAAGACCUCAUCAAUAAAAUGCUUACUAUCAACCCUGCCAAACGUAUCACCGCCUCAGAGGCCCUGAAGCACCCAUGGAUCUGUCAACGUUCUACUGUUGCUUCCAUGAUGCACAGACAGGAGACUGUAGACUGCUUGAAGAAAUUUAAUGCUAGAAGAAAACUAAAGGGUGCCAUCUUGACCACUAUGCUGGCUACGAGGAAUUUUUCAGCAGCCAAGAGUUUGUUGAAGAAACCAGAUGGAGUAAAGGAGUCAACUGAGAGUUCAAAUACAACAAUCGAAGAUGAAGAUGUGAAAGCACGAAAGCAAGAAAUUAUCAAAGUCACUGAGCAACUGAUUGAAGCAAUCAACAAUGGAGACUUUGAAGCUUACACAAAAAUUUGUGAUCCAGGCCUUACUGCCUUUGAACCCGAAGCACUGGGUAAUUUAGUGGAAGGGAUGGACUUUCAUCGAUUCUACUUUGAAAAUGCUUUAUCUAAAAGCAAUAAACCAAUCCACACUAUUAUCCUGAACCCUCAUGUCCACCUGGUAGGCGAUGAUGCUGCCUGCAUAGCUUAUAUUAGGCUCACACAGUACAUGGAUGGCAGUGGAAUGCCAAAGACGAUGCAGUCAGAAGAGACCCGAGUCUGGCACCGCCGGGAUGGGAAGUGGCAAAAUGUUCAUUUCCAUCGCUCGGGCUCACCAACAGUACCCAUCAACUAACUAUCAACCGUGCCACUUCUGCAUUCUCUCUUUUCAAGGCACCUGGAUGGUAACCUGGACCGUCCUCUCCUCCUCUUCAUGCAUGUUUCUGAGUGCAUGAAGUAGUGAAGGCCCUCCAUGUAAUGCAUAUGUGAUGCAUCAUCCUGUCAUAUAUUCCUUCCUAUUCAUUGUUUACACUUCAACUAUGGAGAUGUUCCAUGUAAACUUAAAUCACUGUUGGCAAACAAUAGGGGG